AGGAAGAUUUAGAGGUGGUCACAUGCUGCGCUCUCCUUCUCUGAGGGAACGUACACGGACCACCUGUGCCCCGACGGAGGACCCGCUCCCAGGAUGAGCCCCCAAUAGGAGGAGAGAGGUCAGAGGGCACAUUAGGGCUCAUGGGACAGCACCCCCAAAUGUCCACUUCAGGGAUCAACAGGAUGGCGUCUCCAUCAUCCCCGGGGACGAGUGGCAGCCCCCCGCCGCAUGCUUCUCCCUCCCCCAAAAAGACCACUUUCCAGUCUGUGGGCUCGCUCUCGUCGGGCACCGCCUCACCUGCCGGACCCAGGAUGCCGCCCAAUCCCCCGAAUUCCCCCAACAUGUCGAUCAUGAGCUCGCCUAAACUGUGGCACAAAACCUCCAUCUCCAGGCUGGCAGAGGAGUUCUUCUGGAUCGGGGGCAGCGUGGUCGCUCGGCCCCAAUGGAGGCUGGGACAGAUCGUGGAGAGGUCCAUGUGUACCAUGCAGACGGGAACACAAAUGAGCAAACUGAAAGGAAAGAAGAAAGGAUUUACAAGGUUCUACUUCCUGGACGAGCACAGGUCCUGCAUCAGGUGGCGACCAUCUAGGAAACACAACAAAGCCAAAAUAACUAUCGACUCAAUCCAUGAGGUGCGGGAGGGCAAAAAGUCGGAGGUGUUCAGGAGGUACGCAGACAACCGCUUUGACCCCAACUGCUGCUUCAGCAUUUAUUACGGCGAGCGCGUCAAGUCCCUGGACUUGGUGAGCACCAACGCCGACGAGGCGCGGACCUGGAUCUCCGGCUUGAAGUACCUCAUGGCCGGCAUAAGCGACGAGGACAGCCUGGCUCGCAGGCAGCGCACCAGAGAUCAGUGGUUACAGCAGACUUUCUCCGAGGCGGACAAAAACGGUAACGGCACCUUAAGUAUCGGGGAAGUCCACCAGCUGCUCCACAAGCUCAACGUCAAUCUACCCAGGCAGAAAGUCCGGCAGAUGUUCCAAGAGGCGGACACGGACGAGAACCAGGGUUCUUUGGGGUUUGAGGAAUUCUGCUCCUUCUACAAGAUGAUCUCUACGCGCAGAGACCUCUACCUGAUCCUGAUCUCCUACAGUAACCAGAAAGAAGUCAUGGACCUGCAGGACCUGGCUCGCUUUUUGGAGAAUGAGCAGAAGAUGCGAGGUCUGGCCAGGGAGCACCUGGUUGACAUAGUGGCCAAGUUUGAGCCGUGUCCUGAGAACCUGCAGCGUAUGGUCCUGGGAAUAGACGGUUUCACCAACUACAUGCGAAGCCCCGGCGGGGACAUCUUCAACCCGGAGCACCACCUGGUGAACCAGGACAUGACACAGCCUCUGUGCAACUACUUCACCGCCACGUCACACAACACCUACCUGACAGGUGACCAGCUGCUGUCCCAGUCCAGCGUGGAGAUGUACGCUUACGUCCUGCAGGCCGGAUGCCGCUGCGUGGAAGUGGACUGCUGGGACGGACCGGACGGGGAGCCCAUCAUCCACCACGGGUACACCUUGACGUCCAAAAUACUCUUCAAAGACGUCAUUGAAACCAUCAACAAAUAUGCCUUCGCUAAAUCACAGUACCCGGUGAUUCUGUCCAUAGAGAACCACUGCACGGUGCCGCAGCAGAAAAGGAUGGCCGAGUGUCUCAGAGAGGUGCUGCAGGACAAGCUGGACGUGUCCAACGUCAACAUUCAGGAAUGCAAGAAGCUGCCCAGCCCUGAAAUCCUGAAGGGCAAAAUACUGGUCAAGGGAAAGAAGCUUCCCGUAACCCUAGACUCCGACGCUGAGGAAGGAGACGUGUCUGAUGAAGACACCGGAGACGACGAAGACGAAGACGAGGAGGAAGACAAUGACACACAAGAGGACGACAGCGGCCUUGCUGCUCAUCGACCAAAGAAGAGACGAUUCGGCAGGUCGAUCAUGAGGAGCUUCAAACGCAAGAGGAAAAAGACAAUGAGAGUGAGGAGUAAAGGAAGGUCUGAUGGAGAGUCGGACUACAGCAGCAGCAGCAGAGACAGGACGCAGAUCGUUUAUCACCCCAAGAAAAGGAAGACAAUGAGGUUGUCCCGCGCUCUGUCCGACCUCGUCAAGUACACAAAAUCCGUCCGAGUGCACGACAUAGAAACACAAGGUACCCAUCAAUUAUCUUACUUCCCUGUCAGAUCUUGUAAUGGGAAAGUUCACAGCGUCCUUUUGUGUUUGCUAGCCUUUGCCAACAGUUGGCAGGUGUCGUCGCUUAACGAAACCGUCAUGAACCAGAUCCUGCAGCUGAAACCCGGUCCGCUGGUCCGCUUCAACCAGCGCCAACUCCUCAGAGUCUACCCGUCCAACUACAGGGUGGACUCCAGCAACUUCAACCCGCAGCCCUACUGGAAUGCAGGAUGUCACAUGGUGGCCAUGAACUAUCAAACCGAGGGCCGCAUGCUUGAACUGAACCGUGCCAAGUUCUCAAGCAACGGAAACUGUGGCUACAUUCUCAAGCCUAAAAUCAUGUGUAAAGGUGCCUUUAAUCCCGAUUUGGAAGAUCCGCUUCCAGGGCAGAAAAAGAUCCAGUUAGUGCUGAAGAUAAUCAGUGGUCAGCAGCUGCCCAAACCCAAAGACUCCAUGUUUGGAGACAGAGGGGAGAUCAUUGAUCCGUUCGUUGAGGUGGAGAUCAUCGGUCUACCAGUCGACUGUUCAAAGCAGCAAACCAGAGUGGUGGACGAUAACGGUUUCAACCCCAUGUGGGAGGAGACUCUGGUAUUCAACAUCCUAAUGCCGAAGAUCGCCCUGGUGCGCUUCCAAGUUUGGGAUCACGACCCCAUAGGACGGGAUUUCAUUGGCCAGAGGACGAUAGCGUUUAGAAGCAUGAUGCCAGGUUAUCGACACGUGUACUUGGAGGGGAUGGCAGAGUCUUCAGUCUUUGUUCACAUUUCAAUCAUUGACGGCAGGAUCAAGCCCAGCAAUGCUGUCCAAGUGGCCAGAAAACACAUCCAAAAAGUGGCCCAGAAACACAUGAAGGGCCACCAAAGGCAGCCGUCCCUGGAGUUCUCUGUGCAGUCCUCAGAGGACUGGCCCCCUCUGUUUUUCCGCAAGGACGGUGACUCCUUCUCCCAGGACAGCAGAAAUGGAGAUGUGUCUCCCCUAGUUCAAGGGCCGGCGGCCAGGGCUGCCAUGCACAAAGGCGCCAUGAGUGAACCUAUGAGACGAGCUCAUAGGGUAAAAAAUCCCCUUCCUGCAGAGACCAGGAGAAGAAUAUUCAGCAAAAUGUCCUCUACCUAUUCAAGCCAGGUCGCUUCUUGCACAGUGGAGGACAGCUUUGACUUGGAUACCCCUCCGUGUCCGCAGAGUCCAAACAAGGACAGUAACUGUCCAGCUCCUGACUUCGAUGUAACUCAGUCUUUGGAAUCUAACGAUGCUGAGCUACACACACUUGGACCAGAGGAGCCUACAUCUUCUGAGACAAUCCAAAGGACUGAUCCACAACGACCAGAAGAACAUCCACUUCCAAUCCCUCAGUCCAUACCUCAACCUCCCUCUUCUUGGAAAGCCAAAUUCUCCCCUCUUAACCCUCCUUCAUCCCCUGUACGGGUCAGAAGGACUUUAGAGACCCCGGCCAAUCGGAGAGCCUUCACCCUGAUACGGGAAAAAGCCCGCACGCGCAGCUGCCCCCGGAAACCCAGCAACUCCCCUCUGACUCCCUUGGUGAACCGCAAGCCUUCUUCCUCUCACUGGCAGCAGACGUGGCGCCAGGUGAGGACCAUACCCAACGGUCUGUGUUUGUCCGACAGCUCGUCCAGUGGGGACGGCAGCUCGGACAGCCUAGAGUUAGGAGCCGGCGCUGUGGCAGCGGGCUCUGAGCAACACGAUGGCACCUUGCAGAGGGAGAUGAAAGCGCUUUUUGAGGAGAAGAUGCGGGAGAUCCGAUGUAAAUCACCAAUUUUUUUCGAUGAUGAUGACUUUUGAGUCAGCAAGCUGGACUUUGAGGUUCUUCUGGGGGUCUAACGGUUAUUAGAUUGGAGUAUUUUGACCAGCAUUUUCCUGCCUUUUUUGUAUCGCUGGAUGAACGGCACCGACACGGAAUGGGUAGGACUGCGGUGGAGCCAGCAGUUUUCCACCGCCGGUACUACAGGAUUCGUACAUUUCAUCAUCAGUGAUUUUCCAUAUUUUUCCAAAACCUUUUACUGAAUUUCCAUGAUGAAAAUGGAAAAUUGUAUUUCAAUUGGGACCUUUGAAAACUUACAGUAUAUUAUUACUUAUACUACAUACUAUUGUUCUAGUGGUACUCAUUUGGCAAAAUCUGGGACCUCGGGGACUACAUUUCUUGCCAUCUCAUGUGUCUCGUGUGU
Molecule: messenger RNA, 4324 nt
Organism: Nerophis lumbriciformis (worm pipefish)
Lineage: Eukaryota; Metazoa; Chordata; Actinopteri; Syngnathiformes; Syngnathidae
Gene: plch2b
Product: phospholipase C, eta 2b
Biological process (GO): phosphatidylinositol metabolic process; release of sequestered calcium ion into cytosol; phosphatidylinositol-mediated signaling
Molecular function (GO): phosphatidylinositol-4,5-bisphosphate phospholipase C activity; calcium ion binding
Source: RefSeq, a predicted model, not a curated record